CAUCUUUAUCGCACAAACACUCGUUGAAUCAGACGGAAGAAGUUGAUCAUGCCUUUGGUUACAUCUGCAGUACUUUUAGACAAAAUUGCACCACAUUUAAACGCGAUCUAUGAAUCGGAGUAACGCCAGUGACAUACGGAUAAGACAAUGCCGGAUUCUGAAAACCCUCGCUCGUACAUACGGCCUGUGCCUUUGCCAAUUCCAUCACAUCAGGGUUUGAAGAUUACAGCUCGACAUGCAAAGAUUUACACUUGCGAAGUUCCAACUCGGAAGGAGGUUGCGAAAGAGAAUUAUGAACGACGUCGGCACCAGAUGAGCAAAUGUGGUUAUCGCUCGGUAAUUUAUAAGCCGUAUCAACCAGUUGGGGAAGUAUACUUGGAUGACAAGAAGCUUAUUUUGAGCGCAUUGGGCCAAGAACAAUCGGAACAAGAUAAUUUGGUGAGAUAGCGAUAUUUUUAAACCAUAUAAAGAAUCAUUUGCUUUUUUAAAAUAUAUAUAUAUAUAUGUCCUAAAGACUUUCGCUUUCAACUACUCAGCGUUUUAAGAAUAUUUAGCGAAGUCUCUUGAUUAAUUUACCCACGUUAAUAGCCGUCAUAUACUAAAUUAGAUGAACUGAAAUGGCGUGAAAAAAAUUGUCCAUAUUUCUUUGCGUAAAUGCCAUUCAUCGAAGAUUUUCCACGAUUUGAAAACAUAUCGCUACGUAUUUGUUUGAUAAUCCAGAUAUGCUCUUGAAUAAAAGAGUUUUUGACUUCUAAAGAGUGCACAAUUGGGUAUUAAAAACAUGAUGUUAUGAAGAUUUAAUUUGAUUCAAAUAUUUAGUCUAACAAAUAUUGCGUCAAAUGAGCUUAUUUGCUUUUAAAAGUAAAUGUUACAAUAACGCAAGGACGUAUUCACCACUUUUUCAAAGGGAAAGUUUAAAAAUUUGAAAAAGAUCUCAGGGCUCUGCAUUAAAAGAGCCCGGUUUUAAAGACUAACACACAACCCACUGAUGUUGCUUUCUGCAUAAUUAACUUUUGGUCGUGUUUUCGAUUGCAAGUUAAUUAUUACUCUCUGAACUGUAAAACUUUAAAAAAUGCCUGAGCUCUCGAGAUUUCUCGAUUGCAAAUUCAUUUCGCCUUCAUCGAUGGCUUCAACGACGAAGGCGAAACUUUAAUUUGUUACAUCCUUACACGCGCUGCUCUAACACGCGUUCUUAAAAUAGCUCGAUCGUCUAUGACUUUACUUGAGUACAAAAGACAAAUUAAGUUUUAACUUGAACCUGCCUUAGCGCAUUCCCUCGACGUUUCUUGCAUCACAUUUUUCGACCUUUCAACGCUAAUCAGUGUCGAUAGAGUGUGAGUCAGAACUAUAUCACAACUCAAUAAAAUACGAAGUUACAAAAUUUACAACUGCAUAAAUUAAAAAAUGUUGUGUUGUGCAUUUAUGAUCAAUGAUUUUUUUUUUCUCACGGGAAAGUGUCUGCUGAAUAAAACCUUUGAAUUUUUCAAGUGAGAAUGGUAGAAUUCUGAAUUUUAAAACAUCUAUUCUUUUUCUUUGCUAUGCUGAUGAUUAUUUUUUAUUCAAACUGCAAGGUAUUAAUCAUUAGAUUCCAUCCUGUAGGUUCAAGAUGAAUCAUCAUCAUCAUCAGGAGAGUCAGAAUCUGAAAAUGAAGAAUCCAUGAGACAAUCUAAGGUACAGAAAAUAUUUUUCCUUUAUGAUGUAACUGCUCAACAAUGAACCUGAUAAUUUUCUAAUUUUAUUUUGUAAACAUUGUUGUAAUUUAUGCAGGAAACACAACUUUAGUUCUGACUUUCAGUCAAGUUGUCCAAACCUUAGUUUCUCUCACAUACAACAGUUCUUUAAAGGACCAUCCUCACAUGGAGAUCUCACUGGGGAUUAGCUGUAAUUCUCAAAUUCAAACUGCAUGUGGAAAAUUAAUCAGGCAAUCCAAAGAUCAGCUUAGAAACUAGAUCUGAUCUUGCUAAAGUUGCAACUAUAAAUAUGCAAGGCAAAAAUGUUCUGGAGGCCUGCAUACUUCCAAAUAUUUUGUCAUCUUAAGUUAAUGUCUCCCCUCCCCAUCCCUUACUAGUACACUGUGUUGGUCUAAUAUCUUUUGAUUUUAUCAAUGGUGUUUCAUCCAUUUCCAGAUCCCUAAUUUAUAUAUCAAAUUUAUGAGCCCUAGCCUUGCCAAGCUGGCCUUAAGUAGAGAAGAUCAAAAGUUUGCCAGUGACAAUUUGCGGUUGAUUACCACUUUGUGUGUUUUUGACUAAUUUUUUUUUAAUUUGUUCUGUUUUAUUUUAAAGGAUCAACAACCUGUUGUACCUCAACCAACAAACUAUAAACCCAAAGUUAUAAAUGACAUCAGAGCACAGAUCCAUAAAGGAAGGUGGCUAGAUUAUGAAUUAUUUACAAGAAAUUUACUUGUUAUUUUCAUUUGCCAUGAAAAAGGGCUUUUUUUUCUAGUAUUCAUGAUCAAUGGAAAUUCUUGUUGAAUUACCUUUUGCAAUCCUGUAAAUUCAAUUUAUUAAUUAUAAUUUAUUGCACUAGAAAUAGUCUAAUAAUCCAGUUAUCAUGUUACAAUCUGAUGGACUAAUUAAAUGAUGCAUAACUAUUUUUCCAUUCAACACUGUCAGGAAAAUGAUACAUGCUGUUCGCCUUGGCUUUGGAUUAUACAAGCUUGUUCAUGAUGAACAAAACAGAAAGGUACGUAGUAUUGUCAGAUUUGUUAUGAUUCUUUGUUGCAAGUAGUAGCUAGUGUGAUUGGCUCACGUCAUGCACAGGCCAGUUUAAUUAAGGGCUUGCUUGAAUCUAGAUCAAGAGGUCUGGGCUCUAAUGAACCCUGGCAGGGGUCAUGUAUCAAAGGGAGAAUUUGCAGUUGCCUAACAGUUACUGUGUUAGACUCUGAGUCAAGAGGUCUGGGUUUGGCACCUGGCUGGGUCAACAUGUUGUGUUCUUGGGAAAAAACUGUGAUACAUUGUGUGAUUCAUCAAGUCACAGGUUUAUUACAAACCAAUGUAAUGACCAGAGCCCAGUUGUUUGAAGGGUGAUUAGCACUAACCAAUGGAUAAAAUUAAAUCCAGGUCUCUUUUUUCCUUUGUUCAAAAGCAAUGUGGGAUAAUUUUACCUAUUCUUUGUGGGGAAUUCAAUCAUCAAAUUACUUACAAAAAGAAUUCUUCUGAAUUUCCUUUUAAAGCUUUCAGAUCUGAAAACAAACUUCUCACUAACCCUGGGUUAUCUUGACCCAGCUUUGAAUGACUCGGUCCUGGUCCCAGUUGGCUAAAUGUUAGCUGAGUUGGUAGAACAACUGAGCUAAAAUUCAGCUGAGCUGAAUUUUUUAUAGGCCUAGCUUACUUCUACUACUGCUUGAUAGUGUUUAUUAUUGUGAAAAUUGCUUUCAUAUUCAUUGUUGACCUCAUGCACACAGUGCCUCUUUUUGUUUAGGAGUAUAAAUGGGUACUGACAAACUAUCAUGAAAAUUUGACAAAAUGUUGGGGGAGGAGGGGAGGAGUGGUAAGGGGUUAAUCUGCAGUGGACCAGCAUAUUCAAUCCAGGAUGAAUAUUAAUUCAAUAUUAAAUACUCCAAGUUGUUUCAUGCUAUAAAACUACCAGGAAAAACUUCAACUACAGAACUUAGCCAUUAAAGGCUUGUGAGAAUGAACCCUUUGGUGACAUUUCCUUGAUUUUUAGCAAGCUGAGGCUGAUAAAGAGAGGAAACAGAAAGAAGAGGCUGCCAGAAAUCAGAUGAAACCAGCAUCAACCGACAGUGAAGAAUCUGAUGAUGAUUUAGACAUUGAACUGAAAAGGUGUGUCUGUCAGACUACAUCAUAAAACUAGAGAACUGUAUAACAUAACUUUUAAAUUCACGCUGCAUUCUUAAGUCUAUAUAUGAAAUGUUUUUCCUGGUAUAUACAUCAGGGUGGGGUCCAAAUCAAAAUGAUAAUGAUCAUGUUUUGUUUAUUUACCAGCUAUAUGAUCCCACUACCAAACAGUCCAACCCGAGAUUCUGAGCAAGGGUAGGUGUCUUAAGUUGAAAGCCUUCAUUUUGAUUGUACAAUUAGGUUUUAAUCAGGUUUUGCCUUAUAUGCCUCAGCAUAAAUCAGAACUUGUUAUAAGGUUUGGUUUGCCUUUGGUCUACAUUUAUGUUCCAUGAUUCAUUUGUUUCCUGGCAAAUUUAUGACAUAUGAUGAAUUGUGUAGAGAUUAUAUUUUCAAAUUAAAAUGGGAAUGAUUCUGUUCCAUGUUUAAUGCACAGAUUGGGAGAGCUCCUAGAUCCACAGCAAGCCCAACAGAGACCCAACAGUUCACACUCAUCGGCCAGCAGUAAACGUUGGAAACGACUGAGUAAGUAGGAUUUAUCUCCUUUAAGUGAUUUACAAGUGCAUGUUGUAGCCAUGUCUUGCAUAUCCUGUUCAACAUGCAGUAUCCUUACCAGUAAUUCUUUUGGAAAUUCACACACCCGUACCCCUUUCUUGAGAGAAGCAUGACACGACAUCCCAAAGAACAUGCAGAUGCAAAAAAAAAGAAUUUUUCAGUAAAAUUAUCCAACAAAUUAAAUAGAUUAUACAAAAAAGGAAUGAAUUAGCUAAUUUUCGCCUGAUUUUUGUUAUGUUAAGGUACAACAGUCAGUGCUGCGUUGUGGAGCCCACAGUCACCUCAGCCUCAGUUACAGGUCUCAUCACCAAGCCCCUCCCAGUCAACAACUGCAGAUCAGCUUCAAAUUGACAGGUAAUUAACUGACAAUGACAAAAGUGUUGCAGGGAAUCAGAUCGUAUGAAAUCUUGUAGCAAGGGAAUGUCUUUUGAGUAACAACAGCCAUGAAUUUCAGUCAAACAAAGUUUUGACAGGUAAGCUAGGCAAAAAAAUUUGGAAAGUAAAACGUUUGAUAAUCCAUGUCACCAACGACUUUAAAAAAUAGCCGAAGAUCUCCGAACGAAUCCUGAAAAUUGCCUAAGGAAUUUCGAUAAUUUCAUAAGUCUUCUGUAGCACCGACUCUAUGGAACUCUCUUCUGAACAUCAUAAAAGAGAGCAGCUCGCUAUCAGACUUUAAGACCUGUAUAAAGACAUACCUUUUUAACAAAUUUUAUAAUUAACCUUCUUAACAAAUUUUAUAAUUAGCUUAGCGAGUUAAUUAGCUAUUUUAUAGUUAGCUAGGUCGCUAGUUAGUGUUAGUUAAUUAGUUAGUCAGCUAGUUAGUUAGUUAGUUAGUUAGUUAAUUAGUUAGUGAAUUAGUUCUAUUAUAAGUUUUACAGUUUUUACUCUCAUCAUUACAGAUUUUUUAUUAGCUAGUUUUUUACUCAUAUUUUAGUGAUGUUUAUGUUUUUAUAAAUUUUAUCAAUGUCUUUUAUAAAUGAAUUGUAAAGCGCUAUUGAAUAGCAAUAGAAAUAGCGCUAUAUAAAUACUGUAUUAAUAUUAUUAUUAUAAGUUGGUCAUAAUUAGAGAUGAGGGAGAUUUUAUGGGGGGUGGGGGACAUUGUGAUUAACUCGUAGGGAACCAUAACGGAACUCGAAUAGGGCGUAAAUUCAAGGGAAGCCUGUAUUCAUCAGCUCUUCAACAAGUCCAAAUACUACAGAAUUUAAAAGGAAUUAUGAUAUUGUGCAACAUUACGCGCACAUCACAUAUAAUUACCUGAGCACGUGUACUGUCAUAUUUUCGUCAAAUCCGUUUCUGCCAAAACGUGAUUUGAAUGUCUUUCCUCUCGUAGAUCAUCAACUGCCGAGCAGCCAGGCACAGAUCACGUGAUGGACAGUCCACCGUCCAGCCCCACCCUCCCCCACAGGUUUUAUCUCCAACCACCUAAGUCAGCUGCCCACAGUACAAUAUCAAAAAGUAGUCGCAGAUCCAAAAAGCUGAAAAGCCCCCGGCCUUACUCACCAGUUUAUUCAAACAUUAACUACACUGAUGUCACAGACAGGUAAAAUCUGUACAAGAAUAGUUUUUUCUUUGAUACGUGGAGCUUUUUGAUUGAGUGUAGCCUGCUCCACGCGUUCUGUUAGUAAAACGAAGCUCGAUAUUAAAAGAUGCAAUUUUUACAAAGAGGUGCAAACCUCCCGCCUUUUCACUCCGCCGCUUGUAUCGCACCGUUGGCUUUUUCGUUCCGUCUAAUAACUGAACUCUUGGGACGAGCUAGAUUGAGUGUUGUAGGGCCAAAGUUGAAGUAAAUCUUGAAAUGAUCAUUAAGAAUAGGAAAAGUGAAGCGCAUGAAGAUCCAGCGAUGAUUUUUGGUUUAAGCUUUGCCUCGGAGUUUUUCAUGAUCUGAGCUGUGCCUGGACGUUUUGCUAGAUCGCAAAUUUUUUAGGUGCAGUAUUCAGAGCAUUUUUCAAAGCACUAGAUUGUUUUCUAACGGCUGUAAAAGUUCAAUGGAAUGCUGAAUUUGAGCUGCCUUUGUAAAUGUAGUGUAUGGAUAGUUCUACUUGUGCCUCCCCAAUUACAGUAUGUAAUGCGUUUACCUUGAACCAACGUUUUUAACGUUUCUGCUGACUGCGUUAUUGUGUUAUUCUACAGAAAGAACGUCUUCCGUCAGCUCUGUGCGUUGAAUUGGAUCCUGGAAGGAAUGUCUCAGGAUCAACAGCCUCCCGUAAUGCCCCCAAUAACAAGUUGUUGGAAACUAAAGUAAGUCGGUAAUCAACUGACAUCUGCAUUGCCUGUUCCCCCACCCUCCCGACCCCUUCUCGUAUCCAUUUCCCUUCAAAAAAUUUAAUUAGAGUUGCUCUCUUUUUAGGGAUUUAAACGAAGACCCAAGAGCCAUUCGAAGAAGAGUGGAAAAAGACAAGGCUACCGAUAAAGAUUGGGUAACGUUCAAGCAAAACCCAGCGCGAUUCACUCAGGUAAACUAAUGUGAGCUACAGAUAACUCUUUGGUGAGUUAAGCCUUCUGACGGGGUGAUAUUUUUUGAGUGUUCUUGUAAACUGCUAGAUCAGCAAUGUCGAAACCUUUCUUACUAUUUGGUUAUGUUCUUUGUUACAGCGUGGAACUCGUAGAGGCACGAGACGCAUCUCAAUCCACCCAAAUUUCAUUCAACGGUUUUCAACGACAAACAAUGGUGGCCAGUCCUCCACGCCUGGACCCACUUCCCUUCGUGUUCCAGCAGAUGCUCGACCCAGGAGUGGAACGAGUAACACGGGAGAGACUAUGGCGUCAUCGCGGACGGAAAUACAAACAGAGCAUGCGUCUGUUGAUCAGAGGGUUCCCCACAAAGAAGACAGUGGUAGCGAAACUCAAAGCAAUGCGCCGAAUAUUGGUAAAGUUUCGGUUACUUAGAAAUAUGGCAUUCCUUUGUGUAAUUAUUCAGGAACUGCUCGUAGAGUGAAGCAGAGGGCCCUUAAUUUCUGUUGAGCAUUUGUUGACCCAGAGCAUUGAAUAGUGGUGCGAGCGAAUCUUAGACCUUAUUAUUGAGGUAUACAACCGCCAUGAAGUAAAAACUGAUAACAUGACAAAAUCAAGUAGACUAUUGCCCGGAUAUUAGCCCAGGUAACAAAUUCUUCUUCCGAUAUCUGCUAUGAAAUAAACCUGGCUGUAUUCAGUGGAUAUGUCUAUCAAGCGGCCGCGGGUGUAAGAAUUAAGAUUCUGUGGCACGAAGCCUGAGUAAAGAAGACAACCUCAUGCGAUAUUUUAGUUUCAAGAUGUUUGUGCUUAAAAAUGUUUUAUUCCGUUUGUUUAGUGUUUUGUUUUGUAGUUAUUAUAUGGUUAUCUGUACCCAGCAAUUUUUCCCCACCUGACCACCUCUUUCUCCUCUCUCCACGGACGUAGGGCCCACUGUGAAAUUUAUAGAUCCAAAGAUAAGAGCUGUAUCAGCCCCUCCUGGACCAGUGGGGGAUCCAGCAGUCGCAGCAGAAGCAUUACCAGUAACUAUAUCUAGCACCCCUCAGAACGGAACACAGUCAGGUACCGACAAAAAGGCGCCACCAUCGAAGCUUCAAAAACAGAAAUCGUUCACUGUAACUACAGUGUACACUCCACCGUCAAACCCCAGUAAAGCCAUGCAGAAGUUACGGGCCAAGACAAGGGCUGCAAAGGCAUUCAAGAGUACAUUGUCGGUGAGUUAUACAACUGGCGUUCGUACAUUUACUUCUGAAUACCAAAGUAUCAUUCUAACUUAGAAGACCGUUAAAGCAACGCCUCGCGAGGGUUCACCUUGCGCGUAGAAAACACUGGAGAGGAACAAACUUACAUAAACAUCUUCUCGUAUUCUGCAUAUUGAAUAAUAUCAUCAAUUGCGUUUUCGUUAUUGGCUUGUUUGUAGAAUUUCGAUCUCGAGACAGCGCCAUUAAAAGAGCGAUACAUCUCAAAAUAACCAUUGACAAGACUGAUAUCUUUUUUCGCCGCCAUUCCACAUUUCGAAUACUCUCCAAUUCGUUAAUGCCGUGUAAAUUGGCAGUGGGCAAACUGUAGAAACCAAUUUGCAAGUGAUAGACUGAGGAAGAAAAAGACAAAUACCUUGCAUUUUAAUUUUUUAUCAUCUUUCUUAUCUCCUUUCCCUCUCUUCCCCGUUCUGGCCUGUCGCCCCUCUUCCUUCUUCUCCUCCUACUUGCCUCGGUUCCUUUUCAAAUCACUAUUAUCGUCGUUAUUACCAAAAUCGUCAUCGUCAUUUUCAACUAUGUCGUCAUUAACGUACAUGAAUCACCUGGACAGGUAUAGUUGAAUUCAGUGGUCGAAGCGGGUACAACUGUGGUUGUUAUCAGGUAUCGGAGCUCAAUAACAGAAAGAUAAACCUUUGUUUCAGCAAAAGGAACUGGAAAAAUUAACGUCGAAACCGGAGGAACAACAAACUUCUACCGAUUCGCGUGUCAGGGCCUGGGUACAAGCUACAGGUGAGUGGAAUGAUAAAAAGAUUAUCAUAUAUUAUCGGACUGACUUCGAUGAAUUGUGUCAUGUCAUCUGAUUUUCAUAAGCAUUUGAGUUCAUGUGAAUCAUUGGUAAUUAACUGCUCCUAGCUUCUUGUUUUAUUCGGAAGCUUGUUUAUAUUUCUUAAAAUGUCUAAUUGUCUGUGACUUAAAUCUGCACGCGCUGUAGUGUGUUGUUAGUAAUGUCAAUGUGACCAAUUAAAUUGUGUGCAUAUCACAAGUUUUAAAGUGAUCCCUACGACUUUUUAUCUAACUUUUGGAACCGUUGAAUUUUUCUCUUUCCAGGUGCAGUGAAUAACAAGAGGUACGAAAUUAUAUUUUCUUUUUACAACCGUCUUAUCAGCUCAUUUGCUUGUCAGACUCUGUGAAUCUGUUAGUUUUUUUUCCUUGUUUGUGUGUUUGCUUUUUUAAAAGCAAACCUUACAUUCGCACAUAUCCAUAAACCGUUUGUUCGUAUCAGAAUCAAUCAUGAAUUGUAGUUUCCAUGCAAGUUCGGUUUUUAAUUAAUUGAAAGAAGACUUGCGGCAGUGACCCUGUAUCCCUUAAUUGAACAUAAUUUAUUUCUCUUCAAGAUUUGCAGCGGCAGCGAUCGCAGCAUUUGGAGCCAUAAGCUUAGACCAUCGCGUGGAAAAAGUCCCGAUUGACUUGAAGACGAAAUUCAACGAAGUAGCAGACGAGAAAGCCCUGGUAUUACACGAUAACUUGGAAGUUAGGGACAGGUUAGUUGUUAUUGUUGUUGUUUUUUUUUAAACUAUGAUGUUGUUGUUGUUAUUGUUGUUUAUUUUGCCUUCGUGUAAGUAGACCAUGUGCAGGUUCUCCACCCUCUGAUAACCUCGACGGGGUGGGGUGAGAAGCUCGUGAAUGAGGAGGAAAUGUCCACACCUUACCCCAUUGUUCUUGUCACCGAGAUCCGGUUUUCUCGCGGGGCAGUGAGAUGUCUUGGGUGCUCAUCAAUGGUGUAAGAUGUAAGGUUCAGUAUCAAGAGGUGGAUGAAAGAUAAGAGAAAAAGUUGUAGCGUUUAAAUUUAAUUUAACCCAAACUUUUUUUUAUGUAGGACUCGACUGCAAGUAUUGGAACGUAAACUGAUGUGUCUGGAGACAUUUAACAACAUCUACAAAGCUCUGGAUCAGAUGAGAAGUGGCAGUGUAUUACCCGACACAGAAACGAAUGAAGAGAUGCGACAGCGAGUCACUGAGGAAUGUAAAUGGUUUGUACAUCAGCUGUUUUCACCAACAUUAAUUUUUUUGUCCUUUGAUCAAAUCAUCUGAAUACUUACAGGAACUUAGUUUAGUUUUGAAUUUACAGAGUUGCACCUGAAAUAUACUCUCUUGGAGCUCACCAUCUUUAUAAGUAAUUGAAUAGCUAGUUAUAUUACAGAAACCGUCAAGAAUUUUUGUUGAAAGGAAGAACUCGUCACACAUAGCAUUAUAACUAUGGUCUCAUCCUUUUACUAUACCUCUCACUCACGAAUUGUUCUCACUAAUUUGGCCUUUUUACUUUGUGGUGCAAUCGCCUGCCCAGUCAUCCCAGACUUUUAGUUUUGUUUCAUUAAUUGUAAUCUGAGUUAUCCCUUAAGGCUACGUACGGUAGAGUGCACCUUUUAAAUGAGUUUCUUAAACUCAGCACUGAAAUAAUGACGGUAGCCAAUCAGAAUAGAGGAAAAUACGAAGGGGAGCCAAUGAGAGUCCAAGCAAACGCAUGUCGCUACCCUGAAGCGCGGGAAAACGUUGGUGGCUUAGCCUUGACCGGUUUUGGUGCACAUCUGAUAGCUUUUUUUUUUUUUCUUUUAAUUGUUUUGUGCUUGUGUUGAGAGGUAUGGCGAGUUUGCAUUAACACUAAAAUCGUUGUUAUUGAUAUUAGGUACAAGGACUUACUAAGCAAUUUACCUCAAGAGGUGAGGGCUGAUCGCUGCUGUACACUGGUGUUAAACAAGAUUGCUGGUUAUGGCUCGGUAAGUGUUUUAAGAUGGUGUCAGGUAACACCAUAAUGCUGCCGCAAUGGCAUUUCGUAUUCUUCUUGUGUAUAAUUCCACGUAUGAUUGGCGAAAACACGUCAAAAAUGGCUGACGUUUACUUAAUGGCCAGAGGGGAGAAAAUUGUCGGAUAUGUUAACCUUCCCUUUCUUUUGUCAUUUUCUGGAUUAAGGAGUAACCUUGUUUUAGUAAAAUAAUAAUAAAGCAAUUUUUCUUUGCAUCGAUUUCUCUUUACCCAAUAUCACUGCGUUCUGACCGCGUAGAUAUUGGGUUCUCGUUGAGCGUGUUGUCUUGACUAAGAUGUUAUGAUAAACGAAGAUUUUUAGCAUUAGUCAUAAGCGCGAGGCAACGAAAUAAUAUGUUCCCCGUUGGAUUCGGACCCGGACUAGACUCAAUUUAUGGUCGACUACCCCGUCAAUUUCGCUUAAUAUAUAUUUUCGGGGAAACAAGCAAUGUAUUGUUAAUAACGGCAUAUACUUUUUUUUAAGCUUGAAGGUCGAAAGAUAAGUGGUAGUCAAUUCCUGAAGGUGCUAUCGACGCUUCGAGUGUGGGAAAUUUGUGCUCCUGAUAUAAAUGCAGCUAUAGAGGUAACUAAAUCUUAACAGUGUGGAUAUUUCUGAGUGAGGGGGGAUCUUCUGACACGAAAGAGAGUGUGAUCUAUUUUCAUCUUGAAUAUUACUCAGUUUUAAGUUGUUUAAUCUUUGGUUGAAACAAAUUUUGUGACUAUCGAAAAUAAAAUGUCUUAACUUUACUCUCAUGUUGUUUAAAUUGGUGUUGGGCCAAUCAAAGUAAAGCUUUAGUUUAGUUUCUUUCACAAAGUACUAUUUUUAUCUCUAUCCCAGAAUCUGAUCCUAAAAAUUCAUCUUUAUCAACCAGUACCCAUUUUUGUUUCAUUUUGAUUUUGACAGUUUGUCCGUGAGAAGGUCGUAGAGAUGUCAGAACUGGAGUUCGAAGAUUGGCUAAAUGCUAAAUUUCCUCAACCACAGAGACCUGUUUCUGCACCGCCUCCAAGAAGCAGUGGUUUUCGAUAUUAAGUAGGUCAUUUGUUGGGAUAAACUGAGAAGCUUAAGCCUGAAAUACGGAGCAACUCUCCAAAGAUGUUUCUUUUGUUUCAGUGAAGACGAGGAUGGGGUAUUGGCGUAUUACCCAACUGCAAGAGGUUUUGUUUUUGUUCUUGGUCUAAGUUCCGGAUCAAAAUAGAAAACUAAUUAAAAGCGCAGUGAUGUUUCUUUUUUAGGAUAUUUUAAGCGAUUUUUCUUGUUAUAAAAAGAACUUGUCAAGGGGAGUGAAAUAUCUCAACCUGGUGCAACUAGGGAAAAAAUCUCAAAGGUGUUGAGUCCGAUGGUUAGGUUGUAUCAUAGUUGACGCUAAUAGUAGUUCAGUUGGUCAUACUACUUCACACCAACUCAAGUCCGCCCCUGGAACAUCCAGUCGGUUAACGCUCGAAACU
Messenger RNA from Pocillopora meandrina, 12240 nucleotides. NCBI's taxonomy places the organism in Eukaryota, Metazoa, Cnidaria, Anthozoa, Scleractinia, Pocilloporidae. The record is from the annotation of a GenBank genome assembly.